Molecule: messenger RNA, 831 nt
Organism: Rhizophagus irregularis DAOM 181602=DAOM 197198
Lineage: Eukaryota; Fungi; Glomeromycota; Glomeromycetes; Glomerales; Glomeraceae
Source: RefSeq, a predicted model, not a curated record
AUGGAAUCAGAAAGAUCCAAUAACACCCCUCCGCGUGUUCCAUUUACCAUUGAAGAAGAAAUAUUUGGGCCCCAAUAUGAGGGUAUACUCGACGGAAAUCUCCCUUAUCGCAAUAUUCAACUCACCGCACCUACCAAUUCUCAAAGGGAAUCCGCUCAAGAGGAAUCCGAUCAAGGGGAAUCCGAAACAUGUUCUUUGUGUAAUGAACCCGAUCCAUUAUUCGAACCUAAUGGAACCAGUCGUGAGAUUGUCCUAUACGACAUGUCAACGUUGUCACUUAUUUAUCUUGGCGAUGAUGAUGAUGCAAGGUUAAAUCCUCAAGAAGAAGAUGGGGUUAAAAAAUUUUUUAAAGAGUUAUCCAACAGACCACAAGACUUUAAUCCGUUGCCGGUGGCAAAUGUGGAAACGGGGACCCUACAACUCCAGAUAUGGUUAUCUCGCGCAGAAUAUGGCAUCCUUGACUCACACUAUUCUCUCGGGGAAGCAUUGGAGAAGAAAUUGGCUGAAUUUGCAUCUAUUCAUCCUCUUCAAACCGCGCGAAUCUUGCUUAAUGUAGAAAUUAAGCGACAAUUUCCCUCUGACAUGUCUUGUAAUAUCUUUAACAAGAAAAAACGCUCAGCUAAAAAUAUUUACAACAUAUUCAAAACAGAAGGUUUAGGAAGAGACGAGAUCAAGCGAAUUAGGAGAAUUUCACCAUCGUCUUUUGGAAAAUUUACUGAUAAAGAAAUAAAGAUCAUUCAAGAAAGGAUUAGAACGAAUUCUUCUCGACCAAAUUGGCUUGAAGAUCAAUUCGAUGGUUUAGAUCUAAAUGAGGAUGGGUACCAAUGCUGA